AUGCUCUAUAAAUUCUUAAAAAAUCUCUAUCAAACUACAUGUUUUAACUGAUUAAUCUAGCACUAUUUUCAACGAUUAAGAAGUCUGUUAUCUUAUAUCACUAAUUCAAGAAAAAUACCACAAUAAUUAAAUUAAAUGUUUCUCAUUUCUCAUUUUGAAGAAGAAUUAAUUCUAUAAUUUCUUAAAUAUCCUAUUCAAAAUUUAAUUGAAAUUGAUAAAAUUAUUGAUUCAAAGAAUUUUUAGAAAAAUUAUCAAUUAAUAUAUUUCAAAUAGAAUUACUUUUGAAGAAGUAAAUUUAUCUUUAGCCCAAUAUUAUUACUGAUUAAAAAAAAAAUCUUGUUAAUUUCCAUAUAUCAGUAUUUUAAGAAUUACUUAAUAAUUAUAAUAAAAAAAAUUCAGAAGAAUUUCUAAAAUUAGAUGAUUUGAAAUAAAUAACUAAUGAUAAUGAUAAUUUUCUUGAAAAAGAAGAAAGAGUAAUUUAAAUGAAUUAAUAAAUAUUAGAUGGAGAAAAUCUCUCUAAAAAAGAUAAGAAAAAUUAAAUAAUCUUAUUAAUCUUUUGA
Paramecium sonneborni is the source of this 560-nucleotide messenger RNA. Lineage: Eukaryota; Ciliophora; Oligohymenophorea; Peniculida; Parameciidae. The record is from the annotation of a GenBank genome assembly.